AUGGCUUCCGAAAUCACCACUCAUAAUCCUGGAACCAACUGCAUCAGACGGACUGUAGAGGUUUUGAUCACAUCCUCAAAUAGGUCUAAUCUUAGGGACAGCAAUGAUGAGUUAUUGGACAUCCAGCCCUCUGCUCAAGUGUAUUAUGGGCCCCAGAGAGUCUGGAAAGGUAUCUAUGGGCGGACCAUUGAUGAUAAUGCUACGGACAAACCAUCAAUUGGUAUUUUCGUCCCUGAAGCAAGCUCUCUUUGCCAGAUCUCUGUCGAUGAUCCCGCCAGCACUGGUACACAAAACGAGGAAGUACCUUGCACUGCCGGAUAUAUCGACAUGGAUCGCGACGCUCGUACAGCUUUAUUCGUCUCUGCAGCGAAGGCCCAGAACUCCAGCCUCAAAAAUUUUACUUCUUCGGUUGAUCUAUCUGAAGCGAGUCUCGGUAAUUUGCCACAGAAGUAUUAUGCUCACGACCGCAUUUUCCGCUUCGAAAUUGGGCAUGCUGUCACCCAGCCUCAAGAAGGACAAAGUACAGGUUUUAGAUCUUGUAAGUCUACCAAAGAAGUAGGGGGUUUCCCUCACAAUCGUAUGCGAGAGGGACACCCUUAUUCUACAGAAGUGGAGAUGGUAAUUCCGUAA
Kwoniella botswanensis is the source of this 630-nucleotide messenger RNA. RefSeq lists its product as uncharacterized. Bases 1 to 630 code for a protein of 209 amino acids. The record is from RefSeq and is a predicted model, not a curated record. NCBI's taxonomy places the organism in Eukaryota, Fungi, Basidiomycota, Tremellomycetes, Tremellales, Cryptococcaceae. The transcript has a single exon.